AAAUUUUGAGCGACGCCCGAUCCCAGUCGGUUGGGUUUCCCCUUGGCCACGAAAAUGCACUUCCUCCAUAACUUUAUAAGACGAUACUGAUUGCAUCUUCCUUCAUCCAACUCAUUGUAAAAGAAUACAAGAUCAAUAAAAUAACGAAAAUCAACCAUGGAGGCGGAGGAAGGAUUGCGAGAGCAGUUGGAAGAAUUGCAAAAACAGCUGGGAAAGAAACAGAAGUUUGAAGAUUCCGUCUCCAAAAUCAAUUCUCUUCUCCACGAUCAAUUUCCCUCUGCUUCUCCACCCCUUCGUAAUCUGUUCUAUUCUGUUGUUUGCCGAGUUGCAACUAUUUUGAAGACUCGAUAUACGUCGCCCGGUUUUUGGCUCGCCGGACUUCGGCUUUUUGAGAAGGCUGAGAGUUUGGUUUCUGACCCGUCUCAGAAGCAACAUAUGAAGGCAUGUAUUGCUCAAGCUAAGGAACAUUUACAUGACAUUGAUAAUCCACCUGAGGUUUCGGAACCCACCGACAGUAGAGGCUACCUUUUUGAGGGGCAUCUGACUGUGGAUCCUGAGCCACCGCAACCCCUGUGGCUGGUGCAGUCUAAUUUGAUUAAUGCAGUUUCAUCUCUAGUGACUGCUGAGUCUUCUCAAGGUCCAGUCAAUAGCAAUAGCACUUCAGAAGCUGCUGCCAAUAUAUUUCAAGAAUUGAUUGAUAACCUUGAUUCUGUUAUACCAGAGAUAUUGGACGGUGAUGGUGCACCACCUAGAGCUCCACCUGCCAGUAAAGAAGUUGUUGCCAAGCUCCCAAUAAUUAUUCUCUCAGAUGAAAUACUGGCAAAGCUAGGACAUGAUGCAGACUGUGCAAUUUGCAAGGAGAACUUGGUUUCGGGUGACAAAAUGCAAGAGUUGCCAUGCAAGCGCACAUUCCAUCCUCCUUGCCUAAAACCAUGGCUGGAUGAGCACAAUUCUUGUCCAAUCUGUCGGCAUGAACUGCAAACUGAUGAUCAUGCGUAUGAGAGCUGGAAGGAGCGGGAGAAGGAAGCUGAAGAAGAGAGGAAAGGUGCUGCAAAUGCUGUCCGGGGUGGUGAAUACAUGUAUGUUUAAUCAAAGUUAUUCUUCGGGGAAUUGUUGUAGGCAAAGAUGACAGUGAAGAUGCUGCAAAUUCCAUUGGGGAUAUGCAUGUUUGUGUGCUCCUUAUUUGUUACUGACCUGUCAAUUUCAUCCAUAAAUUGCGACUUUGAUUAGUUUGUUGGUGAUAAAAUAAAAAAAAAAUUGACAUUCC
Mangifera indica (mango) is the source of this 1267-nucleotide messenger RNA. RefSeq names its product E3 ubiquitin-protein ligase AIP2. Gene Ontology annotation, biological process: protein ubiquitination. Gene Ontology annotation, molecular function: ubiquitin protein ligase activity. The record is from RefSeq and is a predicted model, not a curated record. The transcript has 5 exons. The coding region runs from base 157 to 1089 and encodes 310 amino acids. Gene Ontology annotation, cellular component: cytoplasm. NCBI's taxonomy places the organism in Eukaryota, Viridiplantae, Streptophyta, Magnoliopsida, Sapindales, Anacardiaceae.